UCUGUCCUGCAGCAACACACUUAUUGCGCGCUGAAGACUCAGUCACGCACAUGUAAAAAAUGAAGCCCACAUUUUACUUCUUCUUCAUCAUUUGGUUCACAGAAACGGAGCUAAAACCCCGGAAAGGGCCCGGGGUGGUAUGCACUUUUAAAGACAAGACAUACAGUCCAGGAGACAGCUGGCAUCCCUAUCUGGAGCCCUUUGGGUUCAUGUUCUGCAUGCGUUGUGUCUGCUCAGAGAUAGGUCAUGUGAAAUGUAGCACAAUCAAGUGUCCAGCUCUGUCGUGUGAACACCCGGUAGCUGAGCCUCAGCAGUGUUGUCCAAGAUGCACAGAUGAGCCCAGGAUCCCUGCAGGGCUGAGAGCGUCUGUGAAAUCCUGCAGGCAUAAUGGAAGUAUUUAUCAGCCAGGGGAGACCUUCACUAAACUCGACCUCUUCCCAUCCAAGCGAAGCAAUCAGUGUGUCAUGUGCACAUGCUCUAAUGGAAACAUCUUCUGCGGUCUGAAAACAUGCCAACCAAUCACCUGUUCCUCCCCAGUCUCAGUCCAAGAUACCUGCUGUUUGGUGUGUAAAGAUCAUGGCACCAGCGGGUCCUCGUCAACUGAGGAUGGGAACCAGCAACUAAACAGAGGCGUGAGGCAUUCAGUCGACCAGUGCGCUGGAGAGCAGAGCAGGGCACGGUUCGACCGUGCCACUCCUUUCAGGGUCCGGACUUCUCCUCGAGGCCUGAGCCUCAGUAAACUUAACCUCAAAGGGGCUUCAGAGACCACCGUGAAGAUUUAUUUGCAGAGAAAACACCAAAGAGCUUGUUUAUACAAUGGCAAGUCGUACUCACAUGGAGACAUGUGGCACCCAGUUUUGGGGAAGGUCCUGGAAUGCAUCCUGUGCACUUGUACUGAUGGCCUCCAGGACUGCAAACGCAUCACGUGUCCCAGACAGUACCCAUGCCAACAUCCUAUAAAAUCAGCGGGAAAGUGCUGCAAGACUUGUCCAGGAAGUAAAGCUGGAAGUAACCAGACCCAGUGUAGUGUCGGAUAUAAGAAUAGCCUCUCAGUGUAUAAAGUAGACUCAUCUUUGAAAGUGGAUCCACCCAGUCCAGUUAGGAUCAUUGCUGUGGAAAGACAGAGUACUGCUGAGGUUGAAGUGCAAGUAUGGAAGGCUGUAGAAGGUGUUUUACAAUUAAUGGAAAUUGGUGACGUUCUCAGAAAAGAUAUUGUGGAUCAUCCAGAAAAUUACACAUUACUUGCAACACUCAAUGAAGAGCCGUGGAAAAAGUUUAAGACCAGAAUUUGUGAAGAUGGCAUUCGGGAGAUUGUGACUUUCCUAAAUCCCAAGCAGAUACAAGAUGUGUGUUCACCCUGAUUUUUUUCCUCCCCUUUUUAUAGCCAUAUUCCCAAUAACUACAUGGUUAACAUACAGUAAAUACUUUAUUCAUACAUGUCCUGCAUCAUUCCUGUCAUACAAGUGGAAUUAUUUCUCAUUUAUAAUAUUGUUCAUACAUUGUGAUCCAUCGUGUCUUAAUCAUCACAUAUUUUUACAUGUUAAUUAUUAAGUUACAAAACACAGUGUUUGAUAACUGACAUGGUCAUAAACAAGGGUUCACACUUUGUUGACAUUGAAUGAUAUGAUGAUGACACUUUGCUUUAACCAUAUAAACAUAAUCCGUUUUUUUAGAAUAUGUUAGACGAAAAGCCACAGUUUGUUAAGAAUUAAAAAAAGAAUGUAAGGAUGUUAUAUGAUCAUCAACAUAUUUAUUGUACAUUUAAACUAAGGGGUUUUUCACCUUAUUUAAAACGGAUUGUUCUUGUAUGAUUUAUGUGUAUAUACAUUUGACUGAAUGUUUUUUGCAUGAAGUAGAAAGAAGCAUUGCUUUGGGGUUCAAUCUGCCAGCGAAUACACAGCUGUGUAUUUGUUAGUGAGAAAACCACCUUCUUAAUUCUGUCUGAUGUUAAACUAUACACAUAGUGUAGCUGUUUGUUACGCAGCCACAAUAUUUGGUUUGUUAAUUCAGCCUUAUGACCUUAUUACUACACCUACACAAACCAGAAAUAUUUGUACUUUAAAGUGGUCAAUGUAGCUGAAUGUACUCUUUCCCUCUUCUCAC
This is a messenger RNA of Cyclopterus lumpus (lumpfish), 2103 nucleotides long. It is a transcript of the gene chrdl2, whose product is annotated as chordin-like 2. Lineage: Eukaryota; Metazoa; Chordata; Actinopteri; Perciformes; Cyclopteridae. The record is from RefSeq and is a predicted model, not a curated record. The transcript is spliced from 11 exons. The coding region runs from base 60 to 1361 and encodes 433 amino acids. Gene Ontology annotation, molecular function: protein binding.